Messenger RNA from Labrus mixtus (cuckoo wrasse), 1575 nucleotides. RefSeq lists its product as uncharacterized. The coding region runs from base 212 to 1282 and encodes 356 amino acids. The record is from RefSeq and is a predicted model, not a curated record. The transcript has 8 exons. Lineage: Eukaryota; Metazoa; Chordata; Actinopteri; Labriformes; Labridae.
CAUUGUGGUAGACGCUGAGGUGAUAUUCAAUAAUGUCAGCUCACUACCAACUGCCAGUUCUGUGGCUGAAGCUUUGGUGUCUGCUGCUUCCAGCUCUAAUUUCUCCCUGAGUAUUAACACAUCGUCCAUUGUUGCAACAAAUCCUCUAUCACCUUCUCCAACCGCUGGAACUUCAGCAGCAUCAACAAAAGCAACAACUGCUGCCUUGGAAAUGACUAAAACAGCUGCCCCAACAUCUGAGCAAAAAGUCAUGCUGGAAUUUAAAUUGUUGCAGAAUUUUACAGAACAGCUAGCAAACAAAUCCUCCCCAGAGUUCAAGGAACUGGAGAACACAGUUUCCACAGCUCUCAACCAAGUUUAUUCAUCUAAAUAUGGCGCUCUCUUCAAAAGAACUGUGAUCACCGGUUUCAGUCAAGGAUCAGUUGUGGUCAAAGCUGAAGUGAUAUUCAAUAAUGUCAGCUCACUAGUAGAUGCCAGUUCUGUUGCUGAGGCUUUGAUGACUUCAGCUUCCAGCUCUAAUUUCUCCCUUAGUAUCAACACAUCAUCCAUUGUUGCAACAAGCUCAAGUACAGCAACAACUACUCCAACAACUCUUCCUACAUUGCCUCUUGAUCGAACUUCCGUCCUCAGUACUACAGGGGCUUCAACUAAUGCUCCUUCAACUAAAGCUGCCUCCUCUGCCACUCCCAAUGCAACACCAACUAUGACUGCAACUUCUGCUGCUUCAACUGAAACUCAAUCCCUUGCUCCUAGUGUUACAACUGUUUCAACCGCCCCUCCAACAGAUCCACCUUCUAUGAUGACUUCUUCCAUUACAGAAGCCACGACUACGGCUUCAACGAAUCCUCCCUCGUCCAGUGAGGGAACACUUGGUCUUCAGUUUAGUCUAGACCAAACAUUUACAUCAGACCUCUCAAACUCGUCCUCCACAGUGUAUACAACUCUAUCUUCAACAGUGGUCUCUCAGGUCAACAUGAUUUGUCGGAAAGUCUAUUCCUCAACUUUCAGUCGCUCAAUUGUUAACAUGUUCACGAGAGGAUCUGUGGUUGUUGACAUGACUCUUGUCUACAAAAAUAAAUCCUCAGUUCCUUCAGCAAGCAGCGCAACUGCAAAACUCAGCACUGAACUAACCAGCAACACCACCUCCCUCAACAUUAUACCUGGCAGUGUUAUUGCAUAUUCAUCAACAUCAGACAGCCCUCCCCGCCCUCAAGCGGUCACCGUGGCCAUUUUUGUUUCCUUUUCACUUCUAGCUGUGGGACAUAUGCUAACAGUAUUCUAGCUGAAUCAUGAGACUAUCGCUCACUGCAUGAAUGGCUUUUGAAGUUGUAUCAAGCAUACAGUGUGGAGAAAUAAUGUUCAAAAUCAAUUCAAAAUGUAUUUUCAUGUACGACCAGUGUAGUAAGAUGCACAGUUACAACUUCACACAAAUUAUUGUGCUUCACUUUUAAAGGCAGGGUUGGUAAUUUUCAAAAACUAGCAUGAUUUUGAAAGUAGCAUUCCCUCAGAGCCCGGUCUGCACCCACCCCCUCCCCUCUGUGCUCCCUCAAAAGCCACGCCCCUCAAUUACAUACA